Brassica napus (rape) is the source of this 1131-nucleotide messenger RNA. RefSeq names its product ethylene-responsive transcription factor 11-like. Lineage: Eukaryota; Viridiplantae; Streptophyta; Magnoliopsida; Brassicales; Brassicaceae. The transcript has a single exon. The coding region runs from base 389 to 874 and encodes 161 amino acids. Gene Ontology annotation, molecular function: DNA binding; DNA-binding transcription factor activity. Gene Ontology annotation, biological process: regulation of DNA-templated transcription. The record is from RefSeq and is a predicted model, not a curated record.
AUAUAGAUAGUGAUGUGCGCCGCAGCAAAACGACACGUACCAAAGUAAGCGCCGUGGUCUUCUCUCUGACUUAUGCAAACCACCGCACGAAAUUUAUUAGAAAAAGCCAUUAUAAGUAGUCAAACAUUGGUCGUUCAAAAAAAAAAAAAAAGUAGUCAAACAUUAAAAGACAUUUAAAGGCAUUUAAGAAAAAAAAUCAGUAAAUAGCAAAAAAAGCCAAAAAAACAAGAUGCCACGAAAUUGCUAAUAAUUACGAAAUACUACAACUUCUUCAGACUCCUCAUAACUUGUCUGUAUAAAUACGAACACUCUCUUCUCGUAAAUUCCACAAACACAAGUUCUCGUACUUUGCUUAACAAAAAAAAAAAAGUAUUUUUGUUUUGUCUAAAUGGCGCCGACAGUAAAAACGGCGGCCGUUAAAACCAACGUCAGCGAAAAGAAAGAGCACCAUUACAGAGGAGUGAGAAAGAGGCCAUGGGGUCGUUACGCCGCCGAGAUCAGAGAUCCGGUGAAGAAGGCUCGAGUCUGGCUCGGCUCUUUUGACACUGCCAAAGAAGCGGCUCGUGCCUACGACAAAGCCAAUCUCAAUUUUCGCGGCGCAAAAGCCAAAACCAAUUUUCCUUAUCCUAACUUCGUCCACGACGAGAGUCCGAGCCAAAGCAGGACCGUCGUAUCAUCGAAGACGAUUAGCGAUCUCAAUCUUGAAACCAGGUUCCCUUUCCCGAAGAUUCAGGUCAAGUCCGGGAUGUUCUUUAUCGAGUCGUCAAGGAGCGAAUCGGAAGGAUCGUCUGUGGUGAUGGAUCGUAGUCCAGAGAGACCAUCACGCCUCCCCUUGGAUUUCGAUCUCAAUUUCCCUCCAAAGCCUGAGACCUAAUUCUUAUUAAUGGGAUAUGAUUAUGAACAUGCGAUUUUAUAACUUUUAGAUGAAUUAAAUGUUCUGAAAUCUAAAUCUAAAGAUUGAAGCUUGUCGUAUCUUAUUCAUAAAUGUUAGUGCCAAAAAUCUUCUUUUUUUUUUUCCAGCAGAGAGUUAAAAAAGUAGUAUUUGUGUUCUCAUCUGCUGUUGUUUAUCAUUAAUUGCAUAUCUUUUGUAAUUUCUGAUCAACAUAAAUAAAACUUUGUUUUGGCAUAUCA